This is a messenger RNA of Triticum dicoccoides, 1036 nucleotides long. RefSeq names its product succinate dehydrogenase subunit 5, mitochondrial-like. Gene Ontology annotation, cellular component: respiratory chain complex II (succinate dehydrogenase). NCBI's taxonomy places the organism in Eukaryota, Viridiplantae, Streptophyta, Magnoliopsida, Poales, Poaceae. The transcript has 4 exons. Gene Ontology annotation, biological process: tricarboxylic acid cycle. Bases 73 to 762 code for a protein of 229 amino acids. The record is from RefSeq and is a predicted model, not a curated record.
UCCCCCUAAAAAAACAAUUGUUCACGAUCGUCCCCAUCUCGCUGCAAUCUCCACCGGGUCCAGACACCGGCGAUGGCCGCCGCCCUCCGCUCCUCUUCCGCUGCCGCCGUGCACCGCUUCCUCCGCAUCUCCCGGUCCACCUUGUCAACGCUCCCGUACGCCUCACGUCCUGCUACGGUGCCGCCUUUCUCUCCCUCGAUCACCGCCAUCUCAGGUGGCUACAAUGCUUUCUCAUGGAACUUCAGGCGCUUGCUCAGUUCAAAUGAAAAACAUAUGCCUGCAAUGUCUGACCCACAAAUUGAAUCUGCUCUUAAGGAUUUGAUGGCUGCGAGCUGGAGUGAACUUCCACAUUCUCUUGUAGAGGAAGCAAAGAAAACAGUAUCCAAAUCCACUGAUGAUGCAGCAGGUCAAGAGGCUUUGAAAAAUGUAUUUCGUGCAGCUGAGGCAUGUGAAGAAUUUGGUGGAGUUUUAGUUACCCUAAGAAUGGCCCUGGAUGAUCUUUGUGGUCUAACAGGCGAGAACGUGGGCCCUUUGCCUGGUUAUGUAGAAGAUGCUGUUAAGUCCACAUAUAAUAGGUACAUGACAUAUCUGGAAUCCUUUGGGCCUGAUGAACAUUUUCUACGAAAGAAGGUGGAAAAUGAGUUGGGUACCAAAAUGAUUCACCUUAAAAUGAGAUGCAGUGGCAUAGGAUCCGAGUGGGGAAAGAUCACCCUGAUAGGUACCUCAGGGAUCUCUGGGUCCUAUGUUGAGCUAAGGGCGUGAGGGAAGUCCGCAAAUUAGAGCAGUGGCAGAACAUGGAUGGAUUGAAGCAAAGCUGCUUCAUCAGAAUGAGGUGUUGAAUAGCGUGCCAAUAACGAUGAAAUCAUCACACGUACAUGCCAACCUGCAUUAAAUCUUUGUGCGCCAAGCUGCUGUAAUAAUAGCAAGUCCCUGGUUCAUGUUAAUUUUGUUUCACUCCUGGAUGCUUUAUGGUGCGUGUGAAACAUGAUGCUUCUCUUCAUUUAUACUUCAUGGAUAGAAAAUGUGAUUUUUUUUA